AUGCGUAAAAGAAAGUGCCAGCCACAACCACAACGAGAACAAGAACAACAACAUGAUAUAGGGAAUGCAUAUAUAGAGAAUGACGGUGAAGCCCCAUUAUGUUUUUCCGGCGGUGUCUCUACUCAUACAAUUAAAGGAGCCUCUUUAAAUGCAGGAAAUACUUCAAUAAGUUCUGUUGUUUGGGCUCAUCGAAAUAAGAGACGAUCAAUUCGUGGAGAGGAAGAUCAGACUAUGAUGGAUAGUAAAUGUGCAAACUCUACAAGUUGGUAUUUACCAAUGGAGAUGGAAGAUAUGUCCCACAAUAAAUCUAUACCUUCUCAGACACCAUUACUGUAUGAAUCAGGUAAUCAAGGAAAGUAUGAUCCCGCUGGUAGUUCUGUUAUUUCCUUUAAAGGUAUUCCUUUAGUAAAGGAAAGAGAUUUAUCUGAUAUUCAAAUCUCAUUUCCUGAGAAUGAUCUUAAUUCUCCACCAUACUGUACAGAUAAGAGUUCUGGGAGUAAGAUUAUUACCUCACCGUUUGUGUCAGGUCCAAUCCAGAGAAGUAAUUCACUCUAUUCAAAACCACAAGAUGAGGAGGAGGAGGAGGAUGAAAAAGAAACAGAAAAAGAAAAAUAUAAACAACAACAGCAAGAACAACAACAACAACAACAAGAUGAAGAAGGAGAAGAAGAAGAAGAUGAAGAAGAAGAAGGGAAAAGAAAAAAAAGAUGCUGUUACCCUUCUCGACCAUUACCCUUAUCAUAUGUUGUACUCCCUUACUCCAUUGUUCUUAUAUUUGUGGCGGUGUUUUCAUCUGUAAUGCCUUACUAUGUGACUAGAAAUAGCAUUACCAACUCUAUGGAAGAUAUUCAUCGAUAUGUUCAACUGGAAAUAUCUUCACAGAUAUUGAAUUACUUUAAUAUAUCCAGUAUGUUAGGUACCGUUAUAGUAGGACUUUAUAUUAAACAUGAAACCCAACCAAGUCCAAGUGAUGAUUGGGUUCCCAUGGGAUUUGAAAUGACUCAACGAUUGUGUUCAAUGCUUUCAUUUGAACGUAUGUGGUUUGUUAAACACAUUUAUAUUGCUUCUCCUACAAGGAAUGAAAUGGCAUUUUGUGCACGUGGAAAUCAUAAUAAACAUUUCUAUACAGUACUAAAACGACCAGGAGAUGGAGCUUUAUACCGUUUUGUCGCUAUAGAUCCCAGUACAGUGACGAUUAUAGAUCCACCUUUAGUGAUAGCAGAACUGCGAAAUCCAUUUACACUAAAUUAUCUCAUAAAUAAUCUCACUAUUACGGGUCAAUUACUAGCCGAGUGGAAACAACGGUUGUUAAAGGGAGAUCAACAGCAUUUACGACUGUGGAAUAUUGAGAGAUUUCUGGAUAAAAGUUACAUGUAUACACAUCCUUUUCUAGAAAAGGAUGGUAAUGUAGCAUUUAUAAAAGUUGCCCUUGAUUUUGAUCAAGUGGUGAAAACUAUAUUUUCUCGACUUAAAGGUACACACAGUAAAAUACGAGUAGUUCUCUUAGAUAAUAAUGCCAAUAUGAAAGUUCUAGCUACAAAUUCGGAAUCCUUUGCAGAUUCAUGGAUACACAAAGAUGCAGAAGUAAACCAUUUUUCUUCUGAUCAACCUACUAGUAGCAGUUCAAGUGAUGAUGGUAGUGAUAACUAUUAUAAGGAAGAUAUCUUAAUGAAGCCCGAUUUGACAAUUUGGGAUUUGAAAGAUCCCCUUAUGGUUUCGUUAACUAAACGUAUUAAUUUAAUAGAUGUAGUUUCUAAAGUACGUAAUGGAAACCAUUUCUUCUUAAGGUUUCCUUACGAUCAAUCAAAAGCUACUGUUAGUAUAUCUCUAGUUGAAUCCGAAACGAAUGAAAGUAUUAUUAUGAUGAUAGCGAUGCCUCCGAGAAUGUUUGAUCGUUUUAAAUUUUCUGCUGGUGUUGCUGCCACUGUAUUAACAAUAACCACCAUUUGUGUGAUUAUAAUUGUAUAUGGAUUUAUUAACAUUUGUGUUAGUCGACCAUUACGUCUUAUUGCAGCAGAACUCCGUACAGCAGCGCGAGUAGAAAAUAAUCCCACUCCCAUCACAACCACAUCCACAUCAGGAAUAGCAACAUCACCAGCAGGAAUAACCAUCAUGGGAACAUCAACAACAGGAACAACAGCAGUUGUAGUAGUAGAACCAUCAGGAACAAUUUGUACGCUCAGAAGUUUUCUAAAUAGAGAAUCUUCAUUAUCUGAUAUUCGUAUGCUACAAAAGGCUUGUUUUUCCUUGCAGAAUCAACUUGCUCAUUUACGUUCUUUCCUUCCUCAAGGACUCUUUCAACCAGAACCUAUCGCACGAGAAGAUAUAGCUUCACACUGUGCCUCUAUUAGUUUAGCGGAUAGUGGAAUGGGAAUUGAAAGAAGGAGUAAAAGUGAUGGAAAAAUAGCAACAACAAGUACAACAACAACAACAACAACGACAACAACAACAGCAUUGGCUGGUAUUUCACGUAUAUCUGAUUUUCGUUUUAGUGGAAGUAUGCUUGAUGAACGUAGUGAACAUAUUAAUGUUUUUACCGAUGUUGUUUGUUCUGUUGUCUCUGUAUAUUUUUCAAAUAUAAAAAGUAUUAUAGACCACGCAGAUGAGACGGCAAGUGUUAUCGUAUUAACAUCUACAAAAUAUGGUGGUUGUAUUGAUACUUUUUUACCUGAAUUAUUUCUUAUAAGUUUUCGAUCUGGUCGAAAUAAUCAUCUUGAUAAGUUGGAAGCCACACAAUGUGCAUCAGAAAUUUAUCGAAGUCUUCCUCUUGCCGCACGUCAAUACUGUAGUAUUAUAGUGGAUAGUGGAACCUUUCACUUUGGGGUUUGUGGUGGAACAGAGAAGAAGGAACUUGUACUUUGGGGUCGAUUUAUUGGAUCUGAUCUUGUUGAGAUUCAACGUCGUUAUGGUAUUCCACUUGCGAUUCUUCAUUCUACCGUACCUUUUAUUCGUUCUUGUAUGCAUGUACUUCCCUUUGCCUCUGUUCAUAUGCAAAUACCAGAAGUCAGUUCUCCUGUUACUCUCUAUACACUUAUUGAAGAUUUUCCAGAUACGGUGGUAUGGAAAUCUAUAGAGGAAACUUAUCGUAAAGGGUUUUCACAUCUUUUACAACACGCUUAUGCAGAAGCACGUAUGUGUUUUGAAAGUCUCGCUGUUUCUCCAUAUGUUACUAUGCAAUUGAAUCGAUGUUUACAAUCACAAAUUGCACAGACUAAUAUAGAUGCCAUGAUAGAACCUCAUACACCUUUAUUACUAGUUAAUUCACAACAAAAAAUAACUAGUGGAGAUCGUGGGAAUACAGUAUUAUCUAAGGGAUCUACUACUUCUAUGAAUAAUAGUGAUGAGGGAAGUACAACGGAUGAAAAACAUGAUGUACUCCAUCCAUUUUCUACACGAUGUAUGAUGGAUGGUGAUAUGUCUUGUAGUACAACUUCAACAUGGCGUUCAGCACCAAAUAAAACAAUUCCACAUGAGUUUUGGGAUAAAGAUAAUGUUCGAUGGACAAGAGCGAAUGAACCUUUUCCAGAAUAUCGUCGUUUUCCAGUUUUUCUUGGUAUAAGUGAUACCGGUACACUUUCAGCACUUAAGUUUUUACCCUGUUUAGCACUUGAAGAAACUGGAUGUAGUGAUCCUUCUGAACUUGAAAAAGCAUGGGAACUUUCUAGAGCAUUAUAUCAUGAAAAUAUUGUCCAAAUCCUUGGUUAUGGUAGAGCAAAAGGAUAUAUCUGUCUUAUUAUGGAAUAUGUACCUGGAGGAACUUUACGUGAUUCGGUAAGUCGCUAUGGUCGUUCAUUACCACUUGCCGCUAUUAAAAGGUUCUUAGUAAGUACAUUAUGUGGAUUAGAGUACCUUCAUAGUCGUGGAUUUAUACAUGGUAAUGUCCGUCCUGAGUGUAUUAUGGUAGCUGUAGAAGGUUUAUAUAAAUUACGAGGAUUAACACAUAUCACUUCUGGAGCUGCGAGUAUAGCGGCAUUGCAGAGUCGUUAUUCCUUUGGUGGAAGUGUCUAUUGUAGUCCAGAAGUAUUCGCAACGGGAAAACGAACAGCCGCAUCCGAUAUUUAUGCUCUUGGUGUAUUAUUGUUGGAACUCAUCAUUAAUCAAACACCAUGGCAGUGGACCGAUCGUGCACUCGCAAGAAUGUCAACAAUCCCUACAGGCAACGAUGAACACAAUACACAACAACAACAACAACAACAACAACAACAAGGGAAAAAACUACGAACGGAGUUAUUAUCUGUUUUAUCAGACUUUGAACGAAUGCGAGCGGCCGUACAUCACGGUGAUGUGGCAUUGCAAGAAGUACCGUCUGACUGCGAUCCGUUGUUGCGGGAAGUAUUGAACGGUUGUCUGGCGAGUGAACCCGCAGACCGUCGGACCGCAUCACAGUUGUUGGUAUUGCUCACGAAUGGAGAUCCACUUUCUGUAUAA
This is a messenger RNA of Trypanosoma theileri, 4428 nucleotides long. RefSeq names its product protein kinase. The transcript has a single exon. The record is from RefSeq and is a predicted model, not a curated record. Bases 1 to 4428 code for a protein of 1475 amino acids. Gene Ontology annotation, biological process: protein phosphorylation. Lineage: Eukaryota; Euglenozoa; Kinetoplastea; Trypanosomatida; Trypanosomatidae. Gene Ontology annotation, molecular function: protein kinase activity; ATP binding.